Molecule: messenger RNA, 1272 nt
Organism: Cryptomeria japonica (Japanese cedar)
Lineage: Eukaryota; Viridiplantae; Streptophyta; Pinopsida; Cupressales; Cupressaceae
Product: exocyst complex component EXO70A1-like
Exons: 1
Coding region: 1-1272 (423 amino acids)
Biological process (GO): exocytosis
Cellular component (GO): exocyst
Molecular function (GO): phosphatidylinositol-4,5-bisphosphate binding
Source: RefSeq, a predicted model, not a curated record
AUGACUAUAAUUGAUGUUGCAGGUGAGAGAAGGAUAUCAGAUAGUUAUAAGAUGCGCCUAUUGAAUGAAGCAUUAGAGGGUUUAGAGAUGGUGGGUCCUCAGAGUUUCAUGGAAAAUGGCUCAGAGCUGCUGGCUUCGGCAUUGAAAAAGCUUGAAUCGGCUUUCAUGCCUGUUGUGGAAAACAAUGCUGCUAUAAAUCUUCAUGGAGAAAAAUCUUCUGAGAAGGAGGAUUUGGUUUUAACUUUGGAUUUAAGGCCUGUUGAAUUGAUCAACAUAAUUGCAGAGAAGUUGAAUAGCUUUGGUAGGGGUCAUAAGUGCUUGAAAAUGUAUUGGGAAGUUAGAAUUAAGAUCCUGAGAGAUAGUUUCAAAAGCAUGGAGACUCAUUAUCUGAGGUAUAAUACUGCAAAGAGUGUUGAUGCCAUAGAGUGGCAUGAUGUAGAGGGCUAUGUUGUAGCUUGGUUGGUGAUGUUGAAGAAAAUAGUGAAGGUCUUGGUGUCUUUUGAGAGGGAUCUCUGCUGUAAGAUUUUUGAGACAUUUGGGGAAAAGGUAUGGACAGAGUAUUUUGGAAAAUUGGUUUUUAGGAGUGGUAUGAGUGCGCUAAUAGAAUUUGGGGAAGCUGUUGCACUUAGCCAAACUCAACCUCAGAAGCUGUUUAAACUAUUAGAUAUGGUUGAAGGAUUGCAAAGCUUGAAGGAAGAUUUUGGAAAUCUUUUUGAAGGGUCAGGAUGCUUGGAAAUCAGGGUUAGGUUACAGGAUUUGGAGAAAAAAUUGGUGCACAGUGCUUGCCAAGUGUUGAGAGACUUUAACGGGAAAAUUGUGGAGGAUGCAGUGAUUUCCAAAGAUGGAACUACACCAAGGAUUGCUAGUUACGUUGUAAAUUAUCUAAAAUUAAUGGUGACCAAAUAUGGAAAAGUGAUGAUAGGGGCUUUGGAAAUGGAGGAUUGUACAAGCCUUGCACAAAAUGUUAGUCUUGUUAUAGAUUCUUUCGAGUUGAAUUUGAGAACCAGAGCAAAGGGGUACAACGAAAUCGUACUAGCAGAUCUAUUUCUAAUGAAUACUUAUUGGUAUAUAUUCAAGAGAGCUAGAGACAGUAAGUUGGGAUCAGUCUUGGGCGAACCCUGGUUGAAGCAGAGGAGGCGGCUUGUUAACCAACAUGUUUUGAGCUAUGAGAAGGAGAAAUGGGGGCCUCUGUUGAAGCAUCUGAAUAGAAAUGGAUUGGUCAUAUCUAGUCAUGGAAGAGGAGGGGCAAGGGACUUGUUUAAGCAGAGAUGA